Dreissena polymorpha is the source of this 3382-nucleotide messenger RNA. Its product is annotated as valine--tRNA ligase-like. Gene Ontology annotation, biological process: valyl-tRNA aminoacylation. The record is from RefSeq and is a predicted model, not a curated record. Gene Ontology annotation, cellular component: cytosol. Lineage: Eukaryota; Metazoa; Mollusca; Bivalvia; Myida; Dreissenidae. Bases 7 to 3066 code for a protein of 1019 amino acids. The transcript has 26 exons. Gene Ontology annotation, molecular function: aminoacyl-tRNA deacylase activity; ATP binding; valine-tRNA ligase activity.
UCCAAGAUGGCAGCCUCCUGGUGCAUUUCCAGAAAUAUUUACCUGAGACACGGAUUAAAAACAUACAAAGCUCGACAGACACAGCUUACGAAUGGAUUUAAUAUAUUUGAAACUUAUUCAACGUCGGCAUUGAAGAAUAACAAGUCAAAGCCAUAUGAAAUUGUGAAGUACUUUGUUGCAACAAAACCUGGGGACAAGAAAGAUACCACAGUAGAACUCCCUCAGGCUUACUCGCCCCAGUUUGUGGAGGCCGCCUGGUACGACUGGUGGGUGCAGGAAGGAUUCUUCAAACCAAAGGAGAACGAGUCAGGCCAGAAGUUUGUUCUUUGCCUUCCGCCACCAAAUGUGACCGGAACUUUACACCUGGGACAUGCACUGACAUGCGCUAUACAAGACGCCAUUGUGAGAUGGAACCGAAUGCGAGGCUUGGAGACCCUGUGGAUCCCAGGAUGUGACCAUGCUGGCAUAGCAACGCAGGUUGUCGUGGAGAAACAACUGUGGAAGAAAGAGGGCAAGACGAGACACGAUGUUGGGCGGGAGGAGUUCCUGAAACGAGUCUGGGAGUGGAAAGAGGCGAAAGGGGAAACUAUCUACAGUCAGAUGAAGAAGAUGGGCGUGUCCCUGGAUUGGAGUAGGACCUGCUUCACAAUGGACGAGAACAUGAGUCUGGCAGUGCGUGAGGCGUUUAUCCGUCUUCAUGAAGAGGGACUCAUCUACCGCAGUGGGCGACUUGUGAACUGGUCCUGCCAUCUCAGAUCUGCCAUCUCUGAUAUUGAGGUAAUCAAUGAGCAGAUAGAGGGACCAAAGGGCUUGAAAGUUCCUGGUUAUGAACAUCCUGUUGUGUUUGGAGAAAUGACUCAGUUCGCCUAUCCAGUGGUCAAUUCAGACGAGAAAAUCACUGUAUCAACCACACGUCUGGAGACGAUGCUAGGUGACACGGGUGUGGCAGUCCACCCAGAUGACCCUAGGUAUUCACACCUGCAUGGCGCCCUUCUGCAGCAUCCUAUAGAUGGCAGGCAUAUACCUGUCAUAACAGACGACAGUGAACAGCAGGACUUUGGUACAGGUGCUGUCAAGAUUACUCCAGCACAUGACCAUGUAGACUACCAGAUUGGGAGGAGACACAACCUGUUGUCUGUAAAUGUGAUUGAUGACCAAGGCUUGAUGGAGAAUGUUCCAGAACAAUACAAGGGUAUGAAAAGGUUUCAUGCAAGACAGAAGGUUGCAGAUGCUUUGAAGGAGAAAGGAUUGUAUAAAGGGAAGCAACCCCACUCCAUGGUCCUGCCUGUUUGUCAACGCUGUGGUGACAUUAUUGAACCAAGGAUCAAAGACCAGUGGUAUGUGAACUGUGCAGAGUUGGCUUCUAAUGCAUUACAGGCAGUUGAAAGUGGAGAGUUGACCAUCUAUCCAGAUUUUCAUCGCAAAGUUUGGCGAGAAUAUAUGUCCAAUGAAAAGGCAAAGGAUUGGUGCAUCUCCAGGCAGAUAUGGUGGGGUCACCGUAUACCAGCGUUCAGAGUGGAUUUCAAGAAAAAUACAAAUGAAGGCGAGGAAAUAUGGGUGAGUGCCCACACUGAAGAAGAAGCCUGUAUGAAAGUAGAAAGCAAACUGGGAAUAACAAGAAACAAUUUCUCUCUCCAUCAAGAUGAAGAUGUGCUGGACACGUGGUUCUCAUCAGCACUUGUUCCAUUCUCAGCUCUGGGAUGGCCAAAGCAGACUGUAGACUUACAACGUUUUUACCCCAACAGCCUCCUAGAGACUGGUAAUGAUAUUCUGUUUUUCUGGGUGGCCAGGAUGGUCAUGCUAGGACUCAAGAUGACUGGCUGUCUGCCGUUUUCAAAGGUAUUGUUACAUGGCACUCUACGAGACUCCAAAGGUCGCAAAAUGAGCAAAUCUCUUGGAAAUGUGGUAGAUCCAAUGGACGUUAUAUACGGCGUUUCCCUUGAGGAGCUACAGAAGCAAGUUGAGCGGCUGGGAUUCGAUGUUUCUGAGAUGGAAACAGCCAAGAAGGGUCAGUCCCAAGAUUUCCCAGACGGUAUACAGGAGUGCGGUACGGACGCCCUCAGAUUUGCACUGUGCUCAUACCAGUUUAAAGAUCCGGAGAUUCGUAUGAACAUCUCGCAUGUACACAACUACCGCCAGUUCUGCAAUAAAAUCUGGCAGGCCUUCAAACUGGUGUGGAACCAGCUGGGACCGGAUUUCAAGCCUGUUCAACAUUUACAGAACAACGAGGACACUAUGUUUACGCCAGUGGACCUAUGGAUCCUGAUUCGCCUCAGCCACCUGGUACAACACUGCGACAACAACUUCCGGUCAUAUGACCUCCACCUAGCAACCCUGGCUCUGUAUAACUUCUGGUUUAAUGAUUUCUGCGCAGUGUAUUUGGAAUAUUCAAAGAAGAUGAUGGACACACCCUCCGCCCCAGGUGUUAGAGAUGUUCUGUAUUUCGUCGUGGACACAUUCCUUCGGGCCCUCAGUCCGUUUAUGCCAUUUCUUACCGAGGAACUGUAUCAGCGCCUGGGAAACAUUAGUGCCAAUGCAAGCAGUGUGUGUCUUACUCAAUAUCCGGACCCCUUAAAGUACAACUGGUAUAAUGAAGAUCUCGAAUCUACCAUGGAGCGUGUACAGCUUACAUGUAAUGGAGCACUAUCUUUAAUGAAGACGUUUGAGCUGUCCCCCAAAAGUACUGAAGUGUAUAUACAGGCGCCAGAAAGUUAUCACUUCGAAGAUUUCUUGGCUGUGUUUGCUUCACAGUUGAAAUGCCAAAGUAUAACGUUCGUAAACAGGGACCAGGCUCUAUCUGGCUGCAUACGCAAAGAUAUCGCACCAGGCCUUGACGUCUACAUUAAAGUUCAGGAUAUUUCAAAAGUUCAAGUUAUGAUAAAGAACUUAGAAGAGAAGCAUCAUAAUCUGAUGGAAAAGAUAGUACAACUGGCGAAGAAAGGGAAAAAGAAACAUAACGAUGUUGAUGACAAGAUUCAAGUCCUUGACGAAAAGGCACGGCUCGUAAAGGAACAGAUAGACAUUUUGCAGCAAGUGCAAAGAAACAGCAUAAGAGGACCAGAUUAAUGCAUGACAAACAUUAUUAGCAUCUAACAAUAGUUCACGUGCCAAACAUAGCAUUCUUAAACAUUGCCUUAUGUACGCAAUUUUAGGCUAUAUUAUCAGAGAAAUUGUGUUGUGCAAGUUUGUAUAGAAAUAAAAACGAACCUUUGAUAAUAAAACAUAAAUAGUGUUUUAUGUUUAAAUAGAUGUGUUAAUGUAUUAUAUUAAUCAUUGUGUUCAAUUCUUUCUGCUUAGGCCAUUAUUUUUUUCUUUUGUUUUACGGGAAUACCGACUGUAUAAAUUUCGACAAAACAUAAAAAUAAAGUUAUACUUUCGUGAA